AUGGGACUUACGAACUCCUUCAGUUGCUUCCCACUCAGCUUGAAGCUCCACAAAACAAAGGCCGACUUGACGACAUCCAAACAGGAAGACUUAUCCUUGACCUCUUCAUCACAUACUUUCGGAAUCAGUGAGAAACGUGUAUCAACAACGAUCACAGAGAGAGUCGCAGAUGGACCGUCAAAGCUCCACCGGUCUCCCCACCAAGAAGAAGCCACAUCGCCAUAUCAUGACGCUCUCGUGGUGACGUCGAGAGGGCGGUAUGAGUUGAUCAAAGUCGCGACGCAAGAGACACUCGAGAGUUCAGAUGUAUUGAUUUCAACCCGUGCAGUCGGUCUCAACCCCAUCGAUUGGAAAUCCGUCGACUUUGGAUUUUGCCUACCGGAGUUUCCUUGGGUCACUGGCCGAGAGAUGUCGGGAGUAGUGGAGAGGAUAGGCGCUGGUGUCACCGGGCUGGAAGUGGGUGACAGAGUCUGGACAGGUACUUACUACAGGAAAAGAGAGGCUGGUUGCUUUCAGAGUCGUGUCGUCGCUCCAGCUCAUACUGUCCUUCCGGUCCCAGCCGGCUUGAGUUUUGAAUCGGCUGCCUGUCUCGGUGUCCCAGGCCUUACGGCGGCAAUGACGCUAUGGCACUGGCUCAGAGUUCCCAUGCCUUCAACAGAGCAGCAACCCACGGUCCCCUUACAACAACGAACAACCCCACAUUAUAUCCUGAUCUGGGGUGGCUCUACGGUCACGGGACAAUUCGCCAUUCAACUAGCCGUUCUCAGUGGCUUGACCGUCAUCACGGUAACAUCAACCAAGACCAGCAAGCUUGCGGGGGAUCUCGGCGCCACGCAUGUGGUAACCCGUGAUGGCAAGACAGAGAACCAGAUCCUGGACGACAUUCGGCGGAUCAGUGGCGAGGAGCUGGUCAUGGCAAUGGAUAUCGUGGGUCCAACAUCGGCCAGUUAUGCAGUGAGCGCACUUUCUCGGACAAAGCCUUCGACCAUUGCUCCUCUGUCAUUCUUACCUCCAGGUUUUCAACCGCCUCCGAACGUCUCGGUGCUCAAUAUUGAGAUGAAGCAGUUUAUCCUGAACGAGGAAUGCAGGAAGUAUGCCGUGGGGCUGAGUCGCUUGAUAGCACAAGGUCUUGUCCGGCUGCCAACGUAUGAAGUACUUCCUGGAGGCCUCUUAGCAAUUCCACAGGGACUGGAGAGGCUGAAACGAGGCGACAUGGCUGGCAAAAAGCUGAUUGUUUCUCUAUGA
Messenger RNA from Capronia coronata CBS 617.96, 1245 nucleotides. RefSeq lists its product as uncharacterized. The transcript is spliced from 2 exons. NCBI's taxonomy places the organism in Eukaryota, Fungi, Ascomycota, Eurotiomycetes, Chaetothyriales, Herpotrichiellaceae. The record is from RefSeq and is a predicted model, not a curated record. The coding region runs from base 1 to 1245 and encodes 414 amino acids. Gene Ontology annotation, molecular function: oxidoreductase activity, acting on NAD(P)H.